UUUCUCCUCUAUAUUGCAAAUUUUUAAGGGGUUUGAUUGUUAAUUAUUACUACAAUGCUUCAAAUUUUAAUCCUUCAAUCUAUGGGGCAUCACUGCAGAGACCAAGGUUUGUUCCAGAUAAGGGAUAAUGAGCAAAUUGAUGGAAGGUUCACCAAAGCAUAUUACCUACUUCUCCAUGGGAUGGGAGAGCACAGGUGUUAUUUGGGAGUAGAGCUUCUCAAGUCUGGCAGUGAAGGAAGUGAAACCACCCUCAAAACCCUUUGGCAUCACACAGAUGCUAUUAUGUGCUGCUCUUUGAAGGUUGAGUUCAUUCCAAAAUUUAGUGUGAGGGCAAUCUGGCAGAGAUGGCGUGAAUCAUAUCUGAAAGAUGGGACUAAGGCGGAUGAUGCUAUAAUUGUGUUUACGGGAGCACUUGCUGUUCAAGUGUUGGCAUUUGGUUUGUUUUGCUUAUGGUCACUUUUUUAAAAGGAGAGGUAUUUAUAGUUGAUUUAACAUUUUUUAAUCUUGUUGGCAGCAAAGUCUUGCUUCAUGUCAAAUGUUGUCACGUAACGUAUUUUCAAUUUUUUAUUUUUAUUUGUCUUAUUUCUAGUGUGAACUCUCUCUCUCUCUCUCUCUCUCUUCUUUUUUUUCUUUUUUCUUUUUAGAUGAUCAUUGCAAUUUACAACUGAAAAUUCUUAGAUGGGUGAGGUUUGUAAAUUGAGGCAGCAGUAUUAGCUCUCAAUAUACCACAUAUAUACUCUUGACUUGAUCUCUGCUUGCUUCUCACCAACUAUGGAUUUUUUCAAUUUCCUUCUCCACCGUCCCUUGUGCUAAAUGUCCUUUCUACCACAUGAAGAUGCCAGAGAGACCUAUUCAUAUGGUAGAGAGGGAAUUUGGGAUAGUGAGACAAGAAAAGGCAACAGGUAAUCCUCAGCCCACUCCCUGCCUUUUUUGCUCUAUGGCACAGUAAUUUCCUUCUCUACUUUGUGUACUACUACAUGCUAUGCAGACAUUGCAUUAUAUGAUAGCAACAAAAUUGUCUUUCAUGCUUGUUCUUUCAUUGUCACGAUAACACUUCUAUGAGCAUCUAGUGUUGAAUUGUUGCUGAUGUAGAACGUUUAGAAAACAGUAUACAUUCACCUAAUGUAUGAUUACUUUGAUGUUAGUUAAACAUAACUCUAUGCUUCAUAUCGUUACACAUUAUCUACACCAGAAUUGAUCAUGCAUAAUUUUGGCUCAAAUUAUUAAUCAUGUUCAAUUCUAAACUUUAAGUAGUCUUAAUUAGAACUGAAGUUCCACUUGUAGUGACUCUAACCAGUAUAGUUGAUGGGUGUCAUGCUUCAGGCUCUUGAUCUAACUGUGGAUCUGAGUGCCGCCAGUGCUGCUGCUGAAGAAUGAAUGAAUGAAUGAACUUUUUGGGUCACACAUCCAUCCCACAAGAACAGAGAGAAUAGAGUUCAAAAGAACAUUCCCUUUCCAUGAUGAAAUUCUUUUGAAUGCAAAUGAUAGCAGUCCUUAAAAACACAUUCUGCACUUUCUCCACAAAAGACUUUUAUUUAUCAUUCAAUAUUACAAGAAGAGAUUCUUUUUUCUGGAUUAUACAUUGGAUUAUUCAAGUAUGGCUAAACUUUUCUAAGGGAGUAGCAACGGUUAAGAAAAAAACUAGAGGUACAGAAGAUGCAUUUGGCCAUUGUUUGUUCCACACACAAUAUGCUUUUGUCACUUUAAUUUUCAUCCUCCCUUCUUUGUGAUUGGCUAUAUGAAUGCAUUUUUUUUGUUUUUACUAUAUGUGUUCGGCAUCUGAGAAUGCUUUCAAAGGAAUUCUGACCAGUCUUCCCAAGGCAGGAGGUGGUGAGUUUGGAAAGUUCUAUAGCAUACCAGCACUGAAUAAUCCAAGGAUUGAAGAGUUAGUGCAUUGAAGAGUUCUGCAUUUUGGUUUUUUUAUUAGAACAUGAUAAUUGUUCUAAUAAUUGUUCAUAACCUCUAAGAUUGUAGGCCUAUCUAGAAGCUUCCCAUUAUUUUUAUUUCUAGGUUUUUCCUUUUUUUUUGGUUUUUGUUUAUCACAAUUUUUUUGUUAGCUCCAGCAUCUACAGAAAAAUUUCUGUACUUGCGCUAACUUGUAGGAAUUGAAGUCAAUUUAUUCCAUUGUUAGUUUAUUUUAUAUUGUGAGCAUGUGGUUGUGAUUUAUUCCAUUUUCUUUUUUCUUUCUGUCACUAUUCAGCCUUGGGAGGAAAGAUUGAAGAGUGCACAUGAGCAAGGAACACUUGUCCACCUUUCAAAUUUGGAUCCAGAAUAUACUUCAGGAGAAGCGGAGCUCUUGAUUCUUUGGCAAAUCUGGAUAUAUUUUGAUGGUUUAGACUCUUUGAGGAAGAAGGGAGGCAUUUCUUUUUUCUUUUUUCUUUUUUUGACAUUUUUGCCAAAGAAUGUCAAAAAGGUGGGAGUUUUUUUUUCUGUUCAUUUUUUUUUUGGUUUUAUUAUGCUUUAUGAUACAAAAAAUAAUAUGAAAUUGGGGUUUGCAUGUACGA
Camellia sinensis is the source of this 2504-nucleotide messenger RNA. The record is from RefSeq and is a predicted model, not a curated record. NCBI's taxonomy places the organism in Eukaryota, Viridiplantae, Streptophyta, Magnoliopsida, Ericales, Theaceae.